This is a messenger RNA of Rotaria sp. Silwood2, 2124 nucleotides long. The record is from the annotation of a GenBank genome assembly. Lineage: Eukaryota; Metazoa; Rotifera; Eurotatoria; Philodinida; Philodinidae.
AUGAAAUUUAGAUUNUGUGGAUGUAAUGAAGCGACACUGCGAGGUAAUGGUGUUAGUCGAACAUUAUGCAAAUACGGUGAAGAAUGUCGAACAAAAGCUUGUACAUUUACACAUUUAAAGCCACUGAAAGGUGCAACAGCAAGAAAACCUGAUUGCAAAAAUGAUGUGGAUUGUACUCGACCUGAUUGUCAUUUCAAUCAUCCUAAUGGGCGAUUAAUCGAUCAGCAAGCGGUAUCUUCAUCUAACGUUACACAACAAAACACUGCAACUUCCCGUGUUAUUUCCUCGCCAUCUCAAUUACGAAACCGUUCUCAUCAACUCCAGGAUUCACCACAAUCUGAUACUUCAUCGUAUAGUCGUAGUGGAUCUUCUUCAGCUCAUUUAAAGCCACUGAAAGGUGCAACAGCAAGAAAACCUGAUUGCAAAAAUGAUGUGGAUUGUACUCGACCUGAUUGUCAUUUCAAUCAUCCUAAUGGGAGACUAAUUGAUCAACAAACGAUCUCUUCAUCUAACAUUACUCAAAAAAACACUGCGUCUAGCCAUGUUAUUUCCUCGUCACCUCAUUUACAAAAACGUGCUCAUCAACGUCAUGAUUCACCACAAUCUGAUACUUCAUCGUAUAGUCGUAGUGGAUCUUCUUCAACAACAGGGGAUACAAGAAUACCCAUUUCUCGUCAAGGUACAAAACUUGAACAGUUAGUCUGCGCUUCUGAAAAUCCGAAUGGUAUAGAUAUUGAUCAAGCCCCUACUACUAACAAUACUAAGACAAUCAAGACUACAAUCAAUUCAAAACAUCAGCGACUGUCCGAUAGUGAACUAAUUGAAAUCAUCGAUAAAUUGUUAUUAAAAGCAGAAGAACAUGAUACUAAUGAUCAAGAAUCCACAAAUUAUGAUGAUGAACAAGAACUUGACGUCCUUCAACAGAACGCAUUACAAGAAUUAAGAUUACAAAAAAAUGAAUUUCAGUCGGCCAUUAACUAUUUAACUAAGGAAUAUAACGACAUUCUUGCAUCGACAAUAGAUAACACAUAUAAUGUAUUACAACUUCAACGUAUACAACAACAAUUAGAACGCGAAUCAAAACGUUGGCAAGCUCGUCUUCCUAUUUAUGCAAGACGCUCAGAUAUUAUUGAAAAACUGAAAAAAAAUCAAGUUCUGAUUUUAAAAGCUGAUACAGGUUCAGGAAAAAGUACACAAACAGUUCAGUAUCUAUGCGAUGCAAAUUUUGCUGACGAAAAACAAAUUAUAUGUACUCAACCACGUAAAUUAGCGGCACGAUCUUUAGCAGCUCGAGUAGCCGAAGAGUAUGGAUGUCAGAUUGGUGAUGAAGUUGGUUUUCAAGUAGGUGGUGGUCGACCUGCAACUUCAAAGAGAACCAAAAUAAAAUUUGUUACUGAUACACUCUUUCUCAAUGAAUAUCAAAACAAUCCAACGUUACAACAAUAUUCAGUCGUCAUAGUGGAUGAAGCACAUGAACGAAAAAUCGAUACGGAUAUAGCAUUUGGAUUGAUGAAACAAUGUUUGAGAAAAAGAAAAGAUUUAAAACUAAUUGUCAUGUCCGCUACGUUAGAUAUGGAUUUACUUUAUAACUACUUUGCACAUGACUUUAAAUGUGACGCAUUAGAAGUUGGUGGUCGAACCUAUCCAAUCGACGAUACAUAUCUUGAUGACGAUGUUGAGAAUUAUGUUCAAGCAUCAGUUACUAAAGCUAUUGAAAUACAUCAAAGUGAUGAAGUUGGCGAUAUUUUGGUAUUUUUAACCGGUCCAGAUGAAAUUGAUUUAGCUUUAGCUGAUUUACAUAAGAAAUUACAAAAUGACACAUCAUACAUAGGUAUGCCAUUACACGGAAAAUUGUCCGAAGAAGAAAAUGCACGAAUAUUUGAAAAGAUGCCAAAUAAACGUAAAAUUAUUUUCAGUACAAAUGUUGCAGAAACAUCUGUUACUAUUGAUGGGAUUAAACAUGUAGUCGAAAGUGGAAUGGUAAAAGAGAAAAUGUGGGAUGAAAAGAGAAAGAUGCAAGUGUUGAAGAUCGGACAAAUUACGAAAAGUUCAGUUAAACAACGACGUGGAAGAGCUGGAAGAACAUCAGCUGGAAAGGUAAGAAAACUAACAGUCAGAACUUAG